AUGCCGCCGGCACCCACGCGAUGGCGGCGCGGGGGUCGCUCGCCGCCGCGUCUCCUCCAGCGAGCCCUCCUUGUGGCAGCCUUCUCCGCUGCGGCUCUCAUCGUCCUCAUACUACUCCAGCACCGCCACGGCCCUGAACCCCCAAACCCUUCCACCGCGGCCCACGCCCGCGACUCCUCGGACGAGCUCCUCGACGACUCGCCUCCCGCGGAGCGGGAUCCGGAGGCCAGUCACUCGGCGGGCACCGGUGACGGUUCCACGUGCGCGACGGUGGAGAGGAUGGGGGAGGAGGCCGCGGGCCCUGGGCGGGGCUCUCCGGAGCAGGCCAGCCUGCGGGUCCGCGAGAUGAUCCGGCGCCACUUCGAGCUCCACGGAGCAGAAAGAGUGAGAACGCUUCCUGCCCAUGAAUUCUGCAAACAAGGCUUUGUGUUGGGGAAAGCAUCUGAAGCUGGAUUUGGCAAUGAAAUGUACAAGAUCUUAACAGCAGGAGCCUUGAGUGUCAUGUUAAACCGAUCUUUGAUCAUCGGGCAAACAAGGGGACUGUAUCCUUUUGGGGAGUACAUCUCUUAUACCAACCAGUCAUUCACUAUUCAUGAAAUCAAGCAUUUGUGGAGGAAACAUCACUGUGCUAGGACAUAUGGUAGAGAUCUGAAUAUCAGAGUGGACAUUUUUGAAAAUCCAGCUGAGACGAAUGUUCUGUGCAGUGACUGGAAUAACUGGAAAGAUCCAAUUAUCUGGUUUGAUGGCGCAACAGAUGCAGUUGGGAUUCAGUUUUUUCUGAAGAAUGUUCAUCCUAGAAUGAAGGCUGCUGCGUCGGCUCUUUUUGGAUUGCCAGACUCAUUGUAUGCCAGGCCUAAUACAUUUGGUGAACUUAUGCGAGCUAUCAUAUCUCCAUCCAGCAAAGUCCAAGAAGCAGUUGACUGGGUUUUGAAGGGUGCAAAUCCAGAUAUUGUUUUGCACACACGCAUGAUGGCGAAUAGGCCAGUCCGAGCAAGAAAAGCUGCAGUUCUUUGUAUUAAGAGAGCCCUACAGAUUAGCCAUAUCAAGGGUACACCUCUGGUGGCAUUGGUCUCAGACACACCAGCAUUUGUGAAGGAGUUAAAGUCAGACAUCAGUGAGUUUGCAGAGGUACUUUAUUUUGAUUACAAGUUGUUUGCCAAGACUUCUGGUCUGGAGAUAGUUGGAAAUGAUAAGCCUUUGGAUUUUCGUUCAAGAGACUGGGGAUCAGCUCCAAGGUGGGUGGCGUUUGUUGAUUUCUUUGUAGCUGCACAGGCCAGAUAUGCAGUUGUCACUGGAGCACAUCGUCGUGUGGGGACCACCUAUGCACAGCUCAUUGCAGCAUUGGCUGCGGCAAACAGACAUGGUCGAGAGCCUUCAGGCGCCAACUUCACGUUCCUAAGCAGCGUCCACAGUAACUUGCUGGUGGAGGGGCUCUCAACGCAGGUUGGAUGGGGCCAUAUCUGGAACAGAUAUGCUGGUCCUCUAAGCUGUCGACACCAGCCGCACCAAUGCGCCUUGACCCCGUUCCUCCCGCCUGCUUGGUGGGACGGUCAGUGGCAAAGCCCCAUUCCUAGGGAUGUCAGGAGGCUACUGGAGUACGGCGUCCGGUUAUCAAACACUGGCGAGGUCGACAAGAGGCACCUCGUGUCGCACUGCAGGUCAAGGAAAGAUCAUGUAAAGAGGUACCAUGUCCUUCCACCAUACAAGAACCCGGCACGAUCAUAGGCUUUGGAGGUCAGCGAGGGACACUGUCUAACAUCAUGCUCUUCGAGAGCCCAGUUUUGUAUUAACCACUUAUGACGGGUCUAGGUUAGAGUGGCCAGGCUUUUAAAUUGGCCAUGCUGGUAAUUUUCUUGUCGUGCCCCAAACGGUGCCAGUUUUGAUGAUCUGCAGCACAGGUGUUCGUAUAUCGCUGUUGUUGAUCCGUGAUAAGAUCGGAAUGCAGAUAGCAAAUAGAGAUGGGGUGAUGUAUUAAGGCAUAGGCGCAUAGCCUUGCAUUGCCCAAUGAGUUCUGAGCUAGUGGUCUAAUCUGUCAUUAAACUGGAUAGCAGAACACCCACCCUGAAUGUAGAGUGAUGUGCGAUCUGUCUACUGAUGCGAUUUUGAUGUUUUUCAUUCUCCUGUCCUUGCAGUGCUAUUCAACACAAAUGAGCAUGGGCCUUGUUAAUGUAUCACAGCAUGUACAUACUUAGCAUGUGCUAUCUGCACCGUUGAAAA
Molecule: messenger RNA, 2217 nt
Organism: Sorghum bicolor (sorghum)
Lineage: Eukaryota; Viridiplantae; Streptophyta; Magnoliopsida; Poales; Poaceae
Exons: 8
Coding region: 1-1725 (574 amino acids)
Source: RefSeq, a predicted model, not a curated record